UCCCAUUUUGUUUCAAAGACUGUUUUUCUGCUCUUUUCAAUGCUAGUUUACAUUUGGAUCCAACAAAGCAAAGUACCGUUUGGACUGUGUUGAGAGAGUGUGCGCGUGUGUUUGUAUGUGUGUGUGUGUUUUGCAUAAAUUUUUUUAUAAUUUGGGUGUAAAUUAAUUAAAUAGCACCCUACAUGCCAGAACAAAUGUGUACAUAAUAAACAAGUGGAAUAUCAAAGUCAACAAUAACAUCUAAAAUGUGCAGCUGAUGGAAAAAACCUACCACUUUUAAACUGGUGCGUGGGAAAAAUCGAUCCACAAACUGUUUUUGCAAAGAAUACGAAAAUGUUGGCUUAAAAAGGAGACUUUGACAACAACAACAAAAGUUAACUGUGAUACAAUUUGCAGUACAAAUUAGUUAAAAACUUAGUAUAGCCAAUCAACAACAACAAUUGUUUCACUUAUUUUUAAGUGAAAUAUUAAGAUUUUCGUCAAGAUUCUCAAGUAACUAAAAAAAAACAUCAUCUCAACAUUCCUGCGCAACAUAAAAACAACAAAAUGGCUGUAAAAAUGUACUAGGCCAGCCCUCACAAUGUCUGUCCCUGUAUGCUACUCUGCUGCCGCCGAAUACGCCGUCGUUGUUGAUAGUGGUUUGGAUAAUACUCUAACCCAAGAAGAGCAAUACCACAAACAACAACAGCAACAACAUCAGCAGCAGCAUCAGCAACGUCAGCAGCAUCAACUCGAACUCGAACAGCAGCAGCUGCAGCAAUUUGAGCAAUAUCAGCAGCAGCAACAGCAGCAGCAAUACUACGCGCAGCAGGAGCAGGAGAAGGAGGCUCUACUGUAUUGCCAAUUGCAGCAGCAGCUGGUCGAGGCAGAGGCGGAGCAGCAGGCGGAGGCGGUGCGGCAGCAGCAGCAGUUGAUGCAGCAGCAGCGGUCAUCGAUGUCGAUGUCGUCGUCGUCGGUGAUGUCCGGAUUUGAAUUGCCCAUGAAGAACAACAACAGCAACAACAACAACAACGUCGCCAACAACAACAACAGCAACAUGGAUGCAAUUAGCAUCAAUGCUAUCCUGGUCGAUGAUGAGCAACCAUCAACAUCGGCACAGGCUGCGGCGGCGGCUGCAAAUUUGUUGCGCGGCAAAUUGGGCAAUGGCAAUGGUGGCAUCGACGACGAUCACAAUGCAGAGAUGGCAACUGAUUGGAUGAGGAUUGCGGACGAGGGCCGGUAUGGCACACCGGGUGCUGCUGGCUUGGAAUAUCAAAAGUACGAACAACAACAAGAGCAACAACAACAGACACCACUGGAAACUGAAGCUGGAGCAGCAGCUGGAGCAGCAACAGCAUCUGAGCCAACAACGGCACUAAAGCAACUGGAGGAUCAAUUGCAUGCAAUGAGCUCGGAUGAAUUGUACGAGACCCUAAAGGAGUACGAUGCACUGCAGGAUAAAUAUCAUACCGUACUGCUGCUACCCAAGGAGUCGAGGCGUGAGGUGACCGCUGGCGGACGUGAUGGCUCAGCGUAUGUGCUGCGCUGCCUGAAGAUGUGGUACGAGCUGCCAUCCGAUGUGCUCUUCUCGGCCAUGAGCCUGGUGGAUCGCUUUUUGGAUCGUAUGGCCGUCAAGCCGAAACAUAUGGCCUGCAUGAGCGUUGCCUCCUUCCAUUUGGCCAUCAAGCAGCUCGACCUGAAGCCCAUUCCUGCCGACGAUCUGGUUACAAUAUCUCAGUGUGGUUGUACCGCUGGCGAUUUGGAACGCAUGGCCGGCGUUAUUGCCAACAAACUGGGCGUACAGAUGGGGCAUGCACCCAUCACAUCAGUGAGCUACCUGCGCAUCUAUUACGCUCUCUUCCGCAACUUGGCGAAGGAGAUUGGCGGCGAUUUCUUCAAGUUCUUUCAGCACCUGAUCAAGCUCGAGGAGCUGGAGAAUCGUUUGGAGAUCCUGUUGUGCGAUGUGAAGACAACGGUGAUUACCCCAGCGACAUUGGCCCUGGUUCUCAUCUGUCUCCAUCUCGAUUUCCACAUCAAGGAGUCGUACACCCGCGGCAGUCCCGAGCUUAAGCACGUCUUUGAGUACAUACUCUUCCUGCAGCAAUACAUGAGGAUUCCCGAUCGCGUUUUCACCUGCGGUUUUAGCAUUGUGUCGGGCAUUCUGUCCCAUUACAAUGGCCAGAAUAAGGCGCCCUACAAGCAGCGGCUUGUCUGGAAGUUAUCCAGUCGCACGCUGCGCGUUCUGCGCCCGAUCAAUCGCUUCUCAUCCGAUCUGCCCACCAUCGAGGAGGGCAUAUCGAAUGCCCUAGACGAUGGCCUGCGCUCCAGAACCGAGAGUAUUAGCUCCGAGGAGGAAGAGGACUGGCCAACUUCAGCUAUUAUUCCAAUUUUCGAACAAUGUUAGUAGCAGCACCCAGCAGCAAAACAAGCAAACAAGCAGCAAAGUAAGCAGCAACAACCAAGCAAAGCAGCAAAGCCCCCGGAACGGACAACGAUGAAUGUGGGGCAAGAAUGAAGCAGCAGCAAGCAGGAAUCAACCAACUAUUCGCACACACCGCGACACAAAUUGUGGCCAACUGUCGCAAGUAAAAUUGGACACCAACAAACAACAUCAGAGACAUAUCCCAGCAACGAUUGGUGGCGGCUACAAACCAGCGGAGACAACAACAUCAACAAUAACAAAUGAUUGUCUGCAAUUUGUGAGUGUGUGGAAUGGGGGGUGUGCGUGUGUAUAUAUUGCUAGAAUGCAUCAUAAUUCGUUUAGCAUAUGCAUAUAUAUAUAUAUAUUAUUUACGCUGGUUUUCUACCAUUUAAGAAACUAUGAGAGAAAUGCGAAGUCAGCCAGCGGCGACGAUUCUCGUUGCGAUUCGACGGCAGGCGAGUUCAUUUUUCGAUUUAUUUGCGGGAAGACAAAAAGGAAACGUUAAAAAAAAAUACACAAAUGCAAACAAGAAAAAUAUACAAAAAAAAAAUAUAAAAAAAUUAUAUAUAAAUAUAAAGGAAUGCUGCGGACCAUCAUACAAAAGAUUGAUGUCGUUCCGGGCCAUUUUUUAGAGAUCGGUGAGAGAAAUCGAUUUGAGAAUUGAGAAAGGACCCAACCACAACAUAGGCGCACGGAAUAGAACAGCAAUUUUUUGUCGGUAGCGCUGGAAAAAAAAUUUAAACAAAUCAAAAUGCAAAAAAAAAAAUAAAAAAAUCAAGUAACUCUAUCCCCCACAAUUGAAAUUAGUUUAAAUAACUUUUUGUUCUCCAUGUUUGUUUUGUAAACACUUUAUAUAAAUUAAAAUAUGGUGGACCCACAAGCAUUAGCAGAAAAACAAAAAAAACAAAAAACCAACAAAAAAAUCAACAAAAAAUCUAAAAAAGUACAAAAAAUCAUUAAAUAUAGACAGACUAUUAAACGAUAAGUUAAAUGUUCAAAAGAAAAACCAUCAAAUUUAUCAAUCAUUUUGGCCGCGCUCAGAAUUGAAGAACCUAUAACUAAGAAUUCGUAACAAUAACAGUAAUAAUUAACAAAAUAAUAAUACAAAAACAAAACAAAAAACAAAACCAAUAUGUAGUUGUGUGUGUAGUCAAACAUUUUUGCUCUUAUAUAAUAUAUAUAACAAAAAAGAAAACUUAAAAGCGGCAUUUUCGUAAUUCGCUGUCAAAUCAAAAUAGAAAGCAUUCAUUAUUAUUUCAAUCUAAGUGAAUUUGUUAUUAUGUGUUUAACAACAAACAAACAAACAAAACAAGAUCUUUUGAGGUAACACCCCGCCACCACCCCGCCUGUCGCCAUGGCAUGGGCGGUGAAAUGUAUUUAGAACAAUGCAAAUACAAACAGUGAUCAAUUUUAUAUAGCUAUAUUUGUAUGUAUGCAUAUUAUUAUUUUUAAAGUAUGCAUAUGUCAACAUUUCACUUUCUUUUUUGUUAUAUAAUUUAAUGAUUAUUAUUUAUUACAAAACAACAAAACAACUUGUAAAAACACAAAAACAAAACCAACAAAUAUAAAAAGAAAAAACCAAUCAUAUGUUGUACUAAAUAUACGAUAGAUAUUAUAAUAACACCCAUAGCUUAUAGUGAAUACUAAAAAGCGAAACCAGCAACAAAAAAAAAAACAAAAACAAAAAACUAAAGAAAAGAAAAACCACAGCGACAAUUAGUAAUUAUCUUACAAAUAUGUUUUUAAAUUGAAGCGCAGCGCUUUUGAUUAAAAAUUAUGAUGCAUUAUAAUGAAUAUAUAUACACGGCAAUGAGAAACAUGAAGAACAAGGCAGGAGGCUCCCUUAAGGGAGCAACAAACAAACAACUUGUGCAACAACUACCCGCAGAAUGACAAACAAUUUCAGCAACAUUUCUUAAAUUCGAUUGAAGCAAAUGAAUGCGAAUGUCGAAACUCUUUCGAUAAACAUUUUCUGUACAUUUAAAUAAAUGCGCGUGUCACUGUGCACAGUGGCACACAAUUUCUGAUGAAUAUUUGCAAACAAA
Drosophila grimshawi is the source of this 4446-nucleotide messenger RNA. It is a transcript of the gene CycG, whose product is annotated as cyclin G. NCBI's taxonomy places the organism in Eukaryota, Metazoa, Arthropoda, Insecta, Diptera, Drosophilidae. Bases 581 to 2383 code for a protein of 600 amino acids. The record is from RefSeq and is a predicted model, not a curated record. The transcript has 6 exons.